AUGGCUCCGCACGUCAAAAGAGUAAAGAAUAUUUCUAUCUCCCGCCCAAUAAUCUACGGGAAUACCGCCUCGCCAUUCGAUGCCACCAACAAACCUUCGUCAGUUCCUUCUGACCAUACACAUUCCUGGACAGUAUUUGUCCGUGAUCCCACCAAAUCGCAGGAUUUAUCCAUGAUCAAAAAAGUGGUAUUCAAGCUCCAUGAUACCAUUCGUAACCCAUUGAGAACCAUUGAAUCCCCGCCGUUUGAAAUCACUGAGACCGGAUGGGGGGAGUUCGAAGUGAUCAUCAAGAUUUUUUUCCAACCAGAAUCAAAUGAAAAACCGGUCCAGUUUUACCAUCAUUUGAAACUACAUCCUUAUAAUCCCCAAGUUGGGGAGUCUGGAGGUACGGUGCCUGUAGGGUCUGGUUCAGGAGUGGUGAAUCCAGAUGGAACGGUGGAGUCGGUUCUAUACGAUGAAUUGAUGUUCAAUGAACCAACAGAGGAUUUCUUUAAGAUAUUGACUAACAAGCCAGGCCAUUUACUAAACUCCAAAAAGACUACGGAGUUAGUAUACAGUGAUGAAUUAGAACAAGAAGAACUAUUCAGGAUCAAUAACGCAUUAGGAGAAGUUCAGGAACAGAUAUUGAGUGCAAGAAAGAAAAUUCAAGAAUUGGAAUUCACUAACAAACAGAGAAUUCAACAACAACAAGAACAGGAAAAAGAACAGGAACACAAACAAGAGCAAGAAAAUGAUGAUGAGAACGUAGACUCAGAAUAA
This is a messenger RNA of Saccharomycopsis crataegensis, 759 nucleotides long. RefSeq names its product YEATS domain-containing protein YAF9 (gene YAF9). Gene Ontology annotation, cellular component: NuA4 histone acetyltransferase complex; Swr1 complex. NCBI's taxonomy places the organism in Eukaryota, Fungi, Ascomycota, Saccharomycetes, Ascoideales, Saccharomycopsidaceae. Gene Ontology annotation, molecular function: histone binding. The record is from RefSeq and is a predicted model, not a curated record. The transcript has 2 exons. Gene Ontology annotation, biological process: regulation of transcription by RNA polymerase II; chromatin remodeling. The coding region runs from base 1 to 759 and encodes 252 amino acids.